Molecule: messenger RNA, 3676 nt
Organism: Nelumbo nucifera (sacred lotus)
Lineage: Eukaryota; Viridiplantae; Streptophyta; Magnoliopsida; Proteales; Nelumbonaceae
Gene: AGO7
Product: Argonaute family protein
Molecular function (GO): RNA binding; protein binding
Source: RefSeq, a predicted model, not a curated record
UGCAUGCGAUAUGCAGAUUGAAUUGAAUACAUCCAAAUUUGACAAAUUUCUUUUCAAACUUUCUCUCUUUUUAUUUUGUUUCUUUUCCUUUUCCUUUUUUUCCCUUCUCUCCGCCGGGGGAGGACUCGGUUUUGAUGGAUUCUUUUGCAGCUUGCAGGUAUAGCCUUAUGCUCUGUUUUAACUUUUUAAGUUGACCCCGACAUCCCUUUUCCGCUCGGAAUUUAUAUUUGACAGCAUCAACCCACUUUACAGAACCGGACAGAAGGAAAACUCAACCUCUAAAAUUCAAACCAACUUUCUUUCACUGUUCUUCAAUUACUAUUGUCCUGCUGCUCAGCCUCAAAACUCAGAAGCCUUUUCCACAAAUAAGAUCAGCAGCUUAAACCCCACUUCUCUUUCUAUCUCUCAUGGUCAUCAUCCCUGUUACUCUCAUUCUGUUUCUCUCUCGAUCAAAUAAUGGAAGAAAGGGAAGAGCCGAAAAAUGACAGGAAAUGCUAUUCUAAGGCCAGGAGGUUCAGAGGGAGGACAGAACCUAAUCAAUAUCAAUAUCAACACCACCUUCUACAUCAUUCCUAUCGUAAUGGGUUUUCCUACCAGAAUGGGUACCAGGCAUUCCCAGGCCUUCUUCCUCUACCUCCUCCAAUACUUCUUCUGCCACUACCUGCAACCCCACUGCCCCAUCAAAACGAGAACUUGAGAUCGAAAACCCAUUUGCAGAAAAUUUCAAGGAAGCAAAACAAAUUUACUCGGACCACCUCUUCCGAUACCCAGGUCCCAGUUUCAACAGCUGCACAAGCAGUCCCAGAGGGGCUCGUACAGAUAGCCGAGAAGCUAAACAAUGGAGAUGAGAGUGGGCAGAUGGCUAGCAAACCACAGGCUAUAAUGGCAGCUAGAAGACCAGAUCCCGGUGGUGUUGAUGGUGCCGUAAUUCCCUUGCUUGCUAACCAUUUUCUAGUUCAAUUUGAUUCUUCUCAGCGAAUUUUCCAUUAUGAUGUUGACAUCUCUCCACAUCCUUCCAAGGAAGUAGCUCGCAUGAUCAAAAAGAAACUCGUGCAGGACUAUUCUGCAAUGCUAUCUGAUGCUCAUCCAGCCUUCGACGGCAGACGGAAUCUCUAUAGCCCCAUUGAAUUCCAAUAUGACAAGCUUGAGUUCUUCAUUAGGCUACCAAUCCCCACAGCCAAAUCAUUGUUGCCGAUGGGGGAGAUCAAUGGCACGACGACAGAGAAGCAUGAAGAACCAAGACUCUUCCGAGUAAACAUCAAGCUCGUUUCCAAAUUGGAUGGACAGGAAUUGAGCAACUACUUGAGCAAGGAGGGGGAGGACUGGACUCCUCUUCCUCAGGAUUACCUCCAUGCAUUAGAUAUCGUCCUUCGAGAGAGCCCAACAGAGAAGUGUAUACCUGUGGGGAGGUCACUCUACUCGAGCACAAUCGGAGGAGAUAAAGAUAUCGGAGGAGGAGCAGUUGGGUUGAGAGGGUUCUUCCAAAGUCUGAGACCAACCCAACAAGGACUCUCUCUCAACGUGGAUUUCUCUGUGACAGCUUUCCAUGAAAGUAUUGGCAUAAUUCCAUACUUGCAGAAGCGGCUUGAGUUCCUGCGGGACCUUUCCUACCGGAAGACCAGAGGUUUGGUCGGGGAGGAGAGAAAAGAAGUCGAGAAGGCCUUGAAGAACAUCAGGAUAUUUGUAUGCCAUAGAGAAACUAAUCAGCGUUAUCGAGUUUUUAGCUUAACUGAGGAAGCCACAGAGAAUCUCUGGUUUAGGAACAGGGAUGGGAAAGAUCUAAGACUGGUGGAUUACUUCAAGGAUCAUUACAACCAUGAUAUACAAUUCAGGAAUUUGCCAUGCUUGCAAAUUAGCAGGAGCAAACCGUGUUACCUGCCUAUGGAGCUCUGUGUGGUCUGCGAAGGGCAGAAGUUUCUUGGCAAACUCUCGGAUGAUCAGACAGCGAGGAUCCUUAAGAUGGGCUGCCAGAGGCCAAGAGAACGAAAAGCCAUUAUCAAUGGAGUCAUGGCAGGUUCCUUUGGGCCAACAAGCGGCGACCAUGAAAGUGAAUUCAAGCUGCAUGUUUCAAGAGAGAUGACCCAGCUGAUGGGGAGAGUCCUUCAACCUCCCAAAUUGAAGCUUGGGGACCGCGGUCAUCUAACAAAUCUAAUCCCAUCCCGCCAUGACCGGCAGUGGAACCUUUUAGAGAGCCAUGUUUUUGAAGGAACACGAAUUGAAAGGUGGGCUCUGAUAAGUUUUGGGGGCACCCCAGAACAGAGGGCUAGCAUUCCAAGAUUCAUAAAUCAACUCUCGCAAAGGUGCGAGCAAUUGGGUAUCUUUCUCAACAAGAAUGCAAUCGUUAAACCCCAAUUUGAAUCAAUGCAAGUUUUCAACAGUGUCUCUGCAUUGGAAUCCAAGCUCCAGAAAAUCCAGAGAGCAUCAUCGAACAGCCUCCAAUUGCUGAUAUGUGUAAUGGAGAGAAAGCAUAAAGGAUAUGCAGAUUUGAAGCGUAUUGCCGAGACAGGCAUCGGGGUUGUGACCCAGUGUUGCUUAUACCCCAACCUUGGUAAGUUAAAUUCUCAGUUUCUGGCAAAUUUGGCUCUGAAGAUCAAUGCCAAGGUUGGAGGAUGCACUGUGGCUUUGUACAAUUCAUUACCUUCCCAAAUACCAAGGCUGUUUGGGCCUGAUGAUCCUGCAAUAUUUAUGGGUGCUGACGUGACCCAUCCACACCCGCUGGAUGAUUUCAGCCCCUCCAUUGCUGCUGUUGUCGGCAGCAUGAACUGGCCAGCAGCAAACAAGUACAUUUCAAGGAUGAGAUCUCAGACCCAUCGACAAGAAAUCAUACAGGACCUUGGUGAGAUGGUGUGGGAACUCCUGGAAGAUUUCUGCAAAGAAGUUAACAAACUUCCUAAGAGAAUUAUCUUCUUUAGAGAUGGGGUGAGUGAGACCCAGUUCUAUAGAGUGCUCAAGGAAGAGUUGCAGGCCAUUAGAGCUGCCUGCUCUAGGUUCCCAGGUUAUAAGCCUGCCAUCACCUUCACUGUAGUUCAAAAGAGGCAUCACACCAGGUUGUUCCCAAAAGAAACUGAUGACUCAUCAUCUUCUGCUGGAGCCAACUUCAUCAAUGAGAACAUACCUCCAGGGACUGUGGUAGAUUCCAUCAUUACUCACCCCAGGGAGUUCGAUUUCUAUCUCUGUAGCCACUGGGGAAUGAAGGGGACGAGCCGGCCAACCCAUUACCAUGUGUUGUGGGAUGAAAACCGGUUCAGCUCCGAUGAACUACAGAAGCUGGUGCACAAUCUAUGUUACACAUUCGUGAGGUGCACCAAGCCGGUUUCUUUGGUCCCUCCAGCGUACUAUGCCCACCUUGCUGCAUACAGGGGCAGGCUUUACCUCGAGAGGUCAGACUCAACAGAAUUUACAAGAAGUAGUACUGCUGCUUCACUCUCCAGAGCUGCUCCUCCAAAGAUAACACCAUUGCCAAGGCUUAAUGAGAAUGUUAAGAAGCUCAUGUUCUACUGCUGAUGGUGACAACCCCGAUCGAUCGAUGACCCACUACUACCGAUUAAUAUUUAAUCCUAUAGGCUAUAUCCGAUAUAGAUAAUAGAACAAAGAAAACUAAAAAUAAUUAAACUACGUUAUUAUUAAUGCUUGUAUCUCUGUAACUAGCUAAGAAAAGUUUGCUUUUUUACAUCAA